Clonostachys rhizophaga is the source of this 1248-nucleotide messenger RNA. The record is from the annotation of a GenBank genome assembly. Lineage: Eukaryota; Fungi; Ascomycota; Sordariomycetes; Hypocreales; Bionectriaceae.
AUGGCUGCUUGUAAGGCACAACAGAGUUACGGUUCUGAGAAUCGCCGGAUGUCACAGCAUCUGUCAGUUCCCCAUCGAUUGGCAAUACGCAAGCAGUGGACCGUGCAAAGGCAUCGGGAUAAGGGCUCCAGAAUACCGGCUCCAAAAAAGUAUAUAACUGAAGCCGAGCUCGCAACCAUUACAGACCUUGCGUACUAUCAUUACCCCGACUGCUUUCUAUUGCCUUCCGCACAUUUCUUCUUCUCCUUGACGAAUCAGCUACACUCUCGACCUACCGCUUACAUCAUGACUGUGCCGCCCAAGAAAAUCCCCGAUAGCGUCUUGAUCUUUGGUGCUGCUGGACACAUUGGUUGGCCUCUUGCGGAGUAUCUGCAUCGCAAAGCUAGUUCGAUCAAGCUUCGUCUGGCUACCAGCAGUCCGCACAAGCGCGAACAUCUCCAGAAAGCCUUUCCUCACGCGGCUAUCAUUGACGCCAACUACAAUGAUGUUCAAUCACUCAAGCUUGCCGCUCGCGACGUUGAAGCCAUUUUUGUCAUCACUCCAGGCGGCAUGAAUGAAAGGUUUGCUAUGACAAAUCUAGUGACAGCACUAAGGGAAGAAAACAGGCUUAUCCAGAUCAUUCGUAUGGUUGGAAUAUUCCCUGAAUUGUCCCCGCAACGAGUCCCCAAGACUCUUGGCCCAGGCAGCCUUCCCUACGAGCACCCCAUUGCGAAGCAAAUCUUGGACGAGAGCGGGCUACCAGUUACCUAUAUCAAUUGUGGAGCUAGCUUUAUUGAUAACCUCUGGUUACAAAUUGCACCAGUGCUGGCCAAGAGAACCCUCAUUUGGCCGGAACAUCGCGUCCCUUUCAUCGAUCCUGUGGACAUCGCUGAGGUAGCAGGGAGACUGCUGCUAUCAGAUAACGGAAAGCAUAUUGGCGCAUUCCAUACAAUGAACAAUGGCCAUGACUGGCUUCAAUUUCGGGAGGUCGCUGGGAUCCUAAGUGAUGUUCUAGGACAGGAUAUUGCAUACAACGGAAGCUUCGAGGCUUUCUCUGACUUUUACCGCCCAAAGAUGGGGGAAUUGGUAGACAAGCUUUGGGCAUUCUUCAAGUUUGAGGAAGCAAACGAGGAGAUUUGGGCCCUGAACAACUUUGUUGAGCGAACGAUCGGGAGGAAGCCAACAACUUUCAAAGAUUGGGUGGUGAGGCAUAAAGAUGAGCUCCUUAGAGGAAGUAAAUCACUUCCAUAUGCCGAGCGGGUGAUAUAG